UAACCCUAUGCGAACGCUUGAGAACUCGCUCAGAGAAGCGAGAUAGUAGAAAGAGAGAAAGGGGAAUUUAGGAGAUAUUCAGAAUUGUACCGAGUAGGAGAAAUAUACUACGAUCAGAAGUUUUGUGACAACCAACCGAACAAGACGUAUUUUAUUCAAAGUCUGUAAGAACAGAAGUCUUUGUCCUCCCACUUUACUAGAUUGUUCAGUGGCGUACGAGGAUAGAUUUUUUUUAAAGUAAAGUAAAAUUUUCUAAAAGUUUUAAGUUUCGCGAGUGAAAGCGUGCAAUUUCGUGAUUUUCUUGGUGAUUUGGUAGGACCACCAAAUUCACAUUUUUUUCCAAGGAGACUCGGCGUAAGUAACCAUUUUUAUCCCUUGUGAAGUGACAAAAGAAUUUUUCUUCUCACCCAUUUUUCGCGCGGUCAGGCAUUGUUCUGAGAUUUUAUUUUAUGUGACAUCUUUUGCGCCAGAACAAUAACCGCUUUGUUUCUUUUGUGGUGAAGAAAGUCUAAGAAGGUGACAUUUUUACGAUUUGUAAAGCAUAUAGAGAAAGCUUUUGAGAACCAUUGUGUGAAACGCCAUUUUGAAGAAAACUUGAGAAACAUUAUUGGAAUUUUAUCGACGAUCAUUUUCUUUCAUACACACAUUUUUGGUUUUCCACAUUUCACAGCGUUUUUGCGAGGAUUCCACAACCAAUACCAGCAUAAAAUUUCUCAGUGUGAACCGUUUGCCGAAAGUACAUCAGUGACCGGGAACGCAAAAAGGGAAAAAGUGACGGAUUUGACAGUUCGACAACGCGAGUGUGCGUGCGUACGGCGAUCAACGAGCUCGACCAUCGAUUUCACCACUACCGACAACCCGAGUAUCGGAGCCAGUCGGUCGGCGAUUGUUUACCGUGGAGUCGAGAAAAAGUGCAUCGAAAAGUGCAUCUGAGGAGGUCAACGAACCGUAUCGAGCGAGUGUGCGGCCGUCGGUUAGCUGAUUGUGUUGUGUGCCGGUUGAGAACGAGUGAUUUUGUGCAUCGGGGUUGUGGAGUUGCUGCUGCUGCCGCAUUGCAUCGAGUGCAUCGAAGGAAACCUGUUUAUUUACAACGAGUGGCUGCUGCUGAGAGGAUUUUUAAGAAAAGUGCAUCGGUGGAGAAAAUUUCAAACGGAUUUUGUUGCUGUGUGCUGCUUUGGUGCCGAUUUUGGAUUUUUUGGUGUGCAACCGCAUUUGGUGUGCAUUUUUUGGAUCGUCUGGUGCUUUGUUGAAACAGGUACGUGGUUUUGUUUUUGUUUUGAUUUUUUUUGCGAGGAUUUGUUUUAUAUUUUUGAUUUUUAUUGAUUUUGUGUUUUGUUUGGGUCCAAUUUUAAUUUUGAUUUUGUGUUAAAAUUUUGUGCGUUUCUUUGGAAAGGAUGACUUUGACAUCGAUUGCUGAUCCUUUCGUCCCUUACUCUAUGCCAUUCAGCCAGUACCAAGAACAGCUGGAAUGGAUUUUCAAGCACAACGAAUUUCCGGAAGAGCGUUAUAAAACGUCAUUCCUGGCAGUCUGUGGAAAGGAAAUUUUCACAGAACUGAAAAGACUGUUUCCAGGAAAGAAUUUUAAUGAUCUAACGUACAAACAAAUGACUGAUGAACUGAAAAAGCGUUACGAUAAGAACGAUUCAGCUGUUGUGCAUAGUUAUAAAUUUUGGACUAAAAGGCAAGGUAGGAAUGAGUCGCUAGAGGAUUUUGUGAUUACAGUCAAGAAUUUGGCUGAAAGAUGCGAUUUUGGAGAGUUUAAGGAUAGGGCGAUUCGUGACAUGCUUGUCAUUGGCGUGAACGACACUCAAUUACAGAAACGGUUGUGCGAUGAAGAGGAUUUGUCUGCAGCCAAAGCAGAGCGGUUGAUUCUUAAUUCAGAGAUAUCAGCCAGUAGGACGAAACAAUUAAACCACGACGAUGACAGGCGCGUUAGCGUAGUGGCCAGAUUGGGUAACCGAUCUGACGUUUCGCGGUCCAGAAACCGAUUCCGGGGCCGCAGCCGCAGUUUUGAUAGAAACCGAUCUUUUUCGUCUAGGAGUAGAAGCAACGGUAGACAAGACAGUAGAUACCAAAGCAAAAGAGGCGCAAGCUCAGGUAAACCUGUUUACCUUUGUUCCUUUUGUAGAAAAACCGGACAUACGAGGAAAUUUUGUUAUCGUUUGCAUGGAAAAAGCCCGAGUAAGAGUAAAGCCAGUGUAAAAUUCAUAGAUUCUCCAAAACCAUCUUCCAGUUCCAAAAACUCAGGACUAUUUAAGCGACUGAAGAAAGAUUUAGACAAUGAUUCAGACUAUUCUGAUGGCAUGCCUUGCCUCAUGAUCUCGUCAGUCAACAAAAUCAGUGAUCCUUGCUAUGUGGAGGUUUUAAUCAACAGAAAGCGUUUAACCAUGGAGAUCGAUUGUGGGUCAGCGGAGAGCGUAAUUUCAGAGGAGCUGUAUUUGAGAAAUUUUGCGAGCUGUGAACUGCAGCGUUGUAACAAGAAACUUAUUGUAAUUGACGGUAACAAACUGAAGGUUGUUGGAAAAAUUUGCGUUGAUGUACAGCUCGCUGGAAACCGGAAACAACUGACCAUGGUUGUUUUACGCUGCAAUAACGAUUUCAUCCCGCUGGUAGGCCGAACAUGGUUGGACGAAUUCUAUUCCGGAUGGCGAAACACUUUUACCAACCCUCCUUUGACAGUCGGGAACAUUGACGUGGCUGACGAGCAAACAGUUAUUGAUGAAGUAAAGAAUUUCUCUUGGGGGAAGGAUAGUGUUGGCGCAUAAGCGUCAGCUUAAACUAUCUUUUAACUCUCGUCGUAAGGGAACCCUAAUUUUCCCACAUGAGAGUGAGGCAAUCCUUAUGCCUGAUCCAGCACCCAUUUUGUCACCAGAAAGAAAUCCAGAAGCAGCACCAGUUUCGUCAUCUAUAGAAGCACCAUUUUUGUCGUCGUCAUCGAAUGUUUUGUCACCGACUUUAAGAAGAAAUAGUAGUGAAUUACAAAGAAGAAGUAAGAGGAGACGGGAAGAAGAAGAUCCCGAAUCCGACGAGCAAUCUACUCAAGAUUUCGAAUUUUAUGGCUAUCCAGCCGAUUCUUUCAUUUUCUCAAGCUUAGAAACUCAAGAAGAUUUACAGCAUGAAGAAGAACAAGAUCCACUCCCAGUGGUUCCGAUUAGGCGUUCUAAAAGAAGAAAUAAGAAAAGAAGGAAAAGUGAUUUUGUCUACUAUUCGUAGAAUCGAACUAAUUAGUGAAUUUUCAAAUUGUAUAAAUGUAUAGUUCUGUUGUAUAUAGUUAAGCAUAAAUAUUGUGCAUUCGAGUAAUGAAGUUUUAGAUAAAUGAAUUUGUGUUGUAAAUAUUUUGAAAUUUAAUGAAUUAGUUUUUUACUAAAGGAUGGAGGAGUUGUGGUAACCCUAUGCGAACGCUUGAGAACUCGCUCAGAGAAGCGAGAUAGUAGAAAGAGAGAAAGGGGAAUUUAGGAGAUAUUCAGAAUUGUACCGAGUAGGAGAAAUAUACUACGAUCAGAAGUUUUGUGACAACCAACCGAACAAGACGUAUUUUAUUCAAAGUCUGUAAGAACAGAAGUCUUUGUCCUCCCACUUUACUAGAUUGUUCACU
Messenger RNA from Aedes albopictus (Asian tiger mosquito), 3595 nucleotides. RefSeq lists its product as uncharacterized. The record is from RefSeq and is a predicted model, not a curated record. The coding region runs from base 1395 to 2765 and encodes 456 amino acids. The transcript is spliced from 2 exons. NCBI's taxonomy places the organism in Eukaryota, Metazoa, Arthropoda, Insecta, Diptera, Culicidae.